AGCAUAUUUCCUUCACUCUGGGAACCCUCCAUCUUGCCACUUGUAUAUUGUUUUCCAUGGAAAUCCUUGUCAAGCACCUCCCUUCAGAAAUGGCAUAAGUAGCACUGACAACAAUGGAAUGUUGUCCUACUCUCUUACUUUUUUCCUCAUCCUGCAGAACAGUCCUCUUCACCACAUUACUGCUUUUUUAAUUCAGAAAAGGGAUGUGCACAGUCAAAAGGUCUCCUCAUGA
This is a messenger RNA of Striga hermonthica, 232 nucleotides long. Lineage: Eukaryota; Viridiplantae; Streptophyta; Magnoliopsida; Lamiales; Orobanchaceae. The record is from the annotation of a GenBank genome assembly.